AAAUCGUUUUACACGGAAAAUAUUUCACACCCAACCAAACAGAUCCUAAACGAGUAAGCAUAAGAGGUGACAUCAGGAUACUCUCCUCACGAGGGGACUAUGUAAUGAGUUCGACUUAAGAUUCGUACAAAGUCGUGGUAGCAACACUAGCAAGGGCAGGUUAAUGCCAAAACUGACAACGGUGUCAAGCUUGUAGCUCAAGUAGAUGCCUCUUUAUUUGUUGUUGUUGUUGCUCAUUGCUUAAGUGAGUAAUCCAACCAGCAGAAAAAAGCAUAGCAACCAGCACAAUAACCAUACAUAUAAUAAUACUCAAUUUGGGGAAAAGGAAGAAGCUGUUGGGGGAAAGAGACACUGAACUUUUAAAUAUACCAAAUUUCAAUGUGUGUAUAAAAAUUAAAUUUUAGUUGAAAGAGACCUGGAAGAUCACCCAACAUCCCAUUAAAAAAAAGGGGGGAGAAAAAAAUAUAGGAGAGAGAAAGGGAAAGGAAGAAGAGGAAGAAAAGAACAUACAAGUAUGAACUAACCUUAAGCACAAAGCUUUAGCUACACCACACCUACUUCUGUUCAGUCUUUUCUUUUAAGCAAAAAUCUCAAACCCUUCCCAUCAGAGAAUCACACCAUCUUUUUCAGAGAAGCAUUAUUUCCACCUUUUUUGGCCCUCUAAUUUCAGUGCCUAAACAAAACCCAAAAAAAAAAAAAAAAACUUCCUGGACUGAGCUAAGCUUAGCCCCAUUCACCUUAAAGGGUAAAAAAUAAAAACUCGAUGGGGUCGAUUCAGACUCCGAUACCAGUUCGAAGUUCAGGGUUACUCGAGAAUUCAUGUGGGUAUCUGCUUCAAGAAUUGCAGAUGAUAUGGGAUGAAGUUGGAGAAGAUGAACUCGAAAGGGAGAAGGUCUUACUUGACAUUGAACAGGAGUGUCUGGGAGUCUACAGGAAGAAGGUUGAUUAUGCUAACAUGGCGAGAUCACGUCUGCAUCAGGAACUGGCUGAAUCUGAGUCUGAGUUUACUCAGCUUCUUCUGUCACUUGGUGAAAGGUCUCUCCCUGAGAGGCCAGAGAACAGGGCAGGGACACUGAGACAACAGAUAGAUUCAAUCACCCCAUCCUUAAGGGAUAUGAGGCUAAGGAAAAGAGAGAGAAUGAACCAGUUCCAAGCAGUUCACGGGCAAAUACAGAAAAUAAAAGCAGAGAUAGCAGGUCUUUCAGAAUAUGAUGACUCUACGUCAGCUUUGAAAGUUAAUGAGAAUGAUCUCUCACUGAAGAAACUUGAGGAAUACCAAGCAGAGCUUAAAAAACUCCAAAACGAGAAGAGCAACAGACUCCAAAAGGUGGAAAGGUAUACAGGCCAAAUACACGAUCUGGCUGCAUUACUGGGAGUGGAUUCCUCGAUGACUAUUACAAAGAUUCAUCCAAGCUUAAACGAGUUGUGUGGUAUAGCCAAGAAUAUAAGUGACAACAUUUUGGCUAAACUUGAGGACACUGUGAAGUCUCUAGAAGAAGAAAAGAAGAAGCGCAUUGAGAAGCUUCAUCAUUUAGGAAAAGCAUUGUUAGACAUGUGGAAGCUUAUUGAUACACCAGAAAAAGAGCGCCAGCAGUUUUUCCAUGUUGUUAACUUAUUGGUAGUCCCAUCUGAAAAAAUAACUAAACCUGGAAGCCUGACCCCUGGCAUAAUCCAACAGGCUGAGACUGAAGUAAAGAGACUAGAUGAACUAAAAGCAAGCAAGAUGAAAGAGCUGUUCCUCAGAAAACAGUUUGAGCUUCAAGAAAUAUGCAGUAGAUCACAUAUGGAAAUUCCUUCUCCAUCUGAAAUGGAAAACAUUACGCAACUUGUAGACUCAGGGACAAUGGACCUUGUCCACCUCCUCAAUAGCAUGGAUGAACAGAUUGCUAAAGCAAAAGAAGAAGCUUCCAGCAGGAAAGCUAUAAUGGAGAGAGUGGAUAAGUGGAUUUUGGCACGUGAUGAAGAACGGUGGUUAGAAGAAUAUAACAGGGAUGAAAACCGAUAUUCCGUCAGCAGAGGUGCUCACAGGAACCUAAAACGUGCAGAAAGAGCCCGAGUUACAGUCACCAAGAUCCCAGCUCUAAUAGAUAUGUUGAUCUCAUGGACUAGAGAAUGGGAAGAAGAAAGACAUAAAGUAUUUUUAUACGAUGAGGCACCUCUUCUAGCUAUGUUGGAAGAAUACAUUGCAUUGCGGCAGGAUAAGGAAGAUGAGAAGCAAAGACAAAGGUUAGAAAAGAAAAAAGUAGCGGCUGGACACAAUAAUCUCUCAUUGAGCCCCAGACCAGGCACCAGCGCUCGACGUAUCCCAAACAGGAACUUAAAUGGUAGUUUCAGCAAUGCGUCCCCUACAAACAGGAACUUGAAUGGAAGUCCUUCAAACAGGAGAUUAUCAUUGGGCGCACAACAAGCAGGAACGAACAGCUUCAACCCGCGGAGUCUAGGGACAUCGUUCAUGCAGGAAGGAACAAAACCAUUAAGACAUCCAAUGUAUGCUCAAUCCGAAUAUGCUACUCAUCUAAGAGAUGAAACAGCUUCAGUUGUGUCCACCUUUUCUGGGCCCUUAUCUCCUGAAAUCUGAAAGCACUCACAGGAAGAACAUAAUAGUGUGUAAUAUAGCGUAGAUCUGAGAGUUUUGUGCAAAAAUAACAUCAGAUAUUCUGAUUACCCCCCCCCCCCCCCCCCAAUUCUUCCCAAAUACUUUUGUAAAGUGCCCUGCAUUCAUCAGGAGGAAACGUAUGCAGUGUUUCAAUAGACCAGUGUGUGUAAUAUAGAGCUUUCUCUUAU
Spinacia oleracea (spinach) is the source of this 2784-nucleotide messenger RNA. Its product is annotated as 65-kDa microtubule-associated protein 8. Gene Ontology annotation, biological process: microtubule cytoskeleton organization. The coding region runs from base 764 to 2578 and encodes 604 amino acids. Gene Ontology annotation, cellular component: spindle; cytoplasm. The record is from RefSeq and is a predicted model, not a curated record. Gene Ontology annotation, molecular function: microtubule binding. NCBI's taxonomy places the organism in Eukaryota, Viridiplantae, Streptophyta, Magnoliopsida, Caryophyllales, Amaranthaceae. The transcript is spliced from 11 exons.